Cynara cardunculus var. scolymus (artichoke) is the source of this 734-nucleotide messenger RNA. Its product is annotated as probable histone H2AXb. The record is from RefSeq and is a predicted model, not a curated record. The coding region runs from base 108 to 536 and encodes 142 amino acids. The transcript has 2 exons. Gene Ontology annotation, cellular component: nucleosome. Gene Ontology annotation, molecular function: protein heterodimerization activity; structural constituent of chromatin; DNA binding. NCBI's taxonomy places the organism in Eukaryota, Viridiplantae, Streptophyta, Magnoliopsida, Asterales, Asteraceae.
ACGUACCCUUAAUGCUUUCAUGUUCAGGUACCAAAUCAAAAGUCACUACCGCUUUGUGAAAAACUAGGGUUAGGGUUUAUCAUUCAGAUCUAUCUCGCUUCAAGAAAAUGAGUUCCAAAUCUGAUGCCGAUGCCAAGAAAGGAGGAAGAGGAAAGCCUAAGUCUACAAAAUCUGUCUCUCGAUCUUCCAAGGCGGGUCUUCAGUUUCCCGUCGGUAGGAUCGCUCGAUUCCUUAAGGCUGGAAAGUAUGCCGAGCGUGUAGGUGCCGGAGCGCCGGUUUACCUGUCCGCCGUUCUUGAAUACCUCGCCGCUGAGGUUUUGGAGUUGGCAGGGAAUGCUGCAAGGGAUAACAAGAAGACCAGGAUAAUUCCAAGGCACAUACAAUUGGCAGUGAGGAAUGAUGAAGAGCUUAGCAGGUUGUUAGGCUCGGUGACAAUUGCAAAUGGUGGUGUCUUACCAAACAUUAAUCAGACCCUGCUACCAAAGAAGGUUGGUAAGGAUAAAGGCGAGAUUGGUUCUGCAUCCCAAGAGUUCUAGAACCAAUCUUGGUAGACUUGAUCUACCCAACACUUGCCUUCUAUCUAGUGCGCAAGCUAAUAUAGGGAACUCAAUGCAAACAAGUUUGUAGAAAUAUUAUUUUGGGUGUUUUUCUUUGCAAUCUGAAUUGUUAUGGUGGCUCUGCUCCAUCUUGCCACAUUUUGACAGUAUAAUCAAUAUUGGCUUUGUCGAUUUUAA